AUAGCCACAAAUAUUUACUGAAUGAGGCAUUAAUUACUUCCCUCUCUUACUAAACCAUCCACCAUCACCUUUCUCUGACCCAAUGCAGCUCUCAUCCAACGUCCUCUCUACUUAAACACCUCGGCUCCCAGACACGCUCCCCUCAUUCACAAGCUCUCUCCCUUCAUUCACAAGCUCUCUCUCACACACAGGCUCUCGCGGCCGCCCGAUAUCGACCGGCCACCGAUGGAAGGGAUCGAGCACCGAACGGUGAGCGUCAACGGCAUAAACAUGCAUGUUGCGGAGAUGGGCAGUGGCCCGCAGGUGGUCCUCCUCAUCCACGGCUUCCCCGACCUGUGGUACACUUGGCGACACCAGAUCCGCGCCCUGGCCUCACACGGCUACCGUGCAGUGGCCCCGGAUCUCCGCGGCUUCGGCAGCACCGACGCCCCCGCUGGGGCUGCAGCCUACACCUGCCACCACAUCGUGGGGGACAUCGUGGCCCUGUUGGAUUCCCUCGGGGUGGAUAAGGUCUUUGUGGUUGCGCAUGACUGGGGUGCCAUCAUCGCCUGGUACCUCUGCGUGUUCCGCCCUGACCGGGUUCGGGCCUAUGCUUGUCUCAGCGUACCGUUCCGACCACGGAACCAGGCGGUGAAGCCCAUUGAGGCGGUGCGGGCCUUGUUCGGAGAUGACUACUAUAUGUGCCGAUUUCAGGAACCGGGAGUUGAGUCCGAGAUGGAACGUGCUGGUGCAAGGAAUGUGCUACUGAAAACUUUAGCAGGAAGAAGGCCAGGUCCACCCUUAAUUCCCAAAGGGCAAUCAUUCGAAGGCAAGCCAAUUGACAUGCCCUCUUGGCUUUCGAAGGAGGACCUCGAUUACUAUGCCGCCAACUUCGAGAGGACAGGCUUCACCGGAGGGCUCAACUACUACCGUGCUCUUGAUCUGAACUGGGAGCUCACCGCCCCAUGGACAGGGGUGAAAGUGAACGUGCCGGUGAUGUUCGUCACCGGGGACUUGGACAUGACCUACACGACCCCCGGCGUGAAGGAGUAUGUCCACGGUGGAGGAUUCAAGAAAGACGUGCCACUCCUGCAAGAUGUUGUCGUGUUGGAGAAUGCUGGCCACUUCAUCAACCAGGAAAGGGCCGAGGAGAUGAAUGCUAUCAUCCACGACUUCAUCAAGAAGUUCUGAUGUUGCUAAUCGGUCAAUAAUCUUAGGCUUUUUCAGUUUCCAAUAUUUUCUUUUCAUCUUCUAGCUAGCUUAUCUAUGCCUGCAAUCAGGAUAAUGUGAGUUGAAGUUAUUUCGGCAUUAUGAGAGUGAUCUCGAAAUGGACUGUGCAAGUUAAUAACAUGAUCUGAUGCUUAUGCACUCCUUGCCGACA
Messenger RNA from Punica granatum (pomegranate), 1360 nucleotides. The record is from RefSeq and is a predicted model, not a curated record. Lineage: Eukaryota; Viridiplantae; Streptophyta; Magnoliopsida; Myrtales; Lythraceae.